Messenger RNA from Penicillium verrucosum, 654 nucleotides. RefSeq lists its product as uncharacterized. The transcript has a single exon. The record is from RefSeq and is a predicted model, not a curated record. Bases 1 to 654 code for a protein of 217 amino acids. Lineage: Eukaryota; Fungi; Ascomycota; Eurotiomycetes; Eurotiales; Aspergillaceae.
AUGCAGUACAAGAUCCUUGCCACUCUUUUCCUCGCCGCCACGGCCCUGGCUGCCCCUGCGGAUACUACUGCCACAUCCUCAAGCACUGAGACCACCGACACCGACAGUGAUGAUUACUACAGUGAUGAUUACUACGAUCUCCCGGAUAUACCCAGCUCCAUCAUGACUGUUCUGGCAACAGCCGUCCCGGCCUCCUGGUACAACGAUAUCAUGGAUCCCGCUUCCCGCUCCUCUAUCGUCAGCGAAGCUGCGGCUGGCACCUACCCUGCUUGGUACAACGCGUUGCCUAACAGCGUCAAGGCCUGGGCCACUUCCAACUUCGACGACCAGACCGCUGCUGCCACGGCAACCGCUGAUAGCAGCGCUACUCAGACCGAGGCUGCUGAUAGCAGCGCUGUCGAGACUGGCUCCACCACCGCUGCCAGCCAGGCCUCUUCCAAUGCUGCCGAGACCACUUCGGCUUCCAUUACCUCCUCGGGCUCCAGCUCUGACUCCACUUCCUCCUCGGCCUUCAUCUCCGACUCCAGCUCCAGCUCUACAUCAGCCUCUCCCUCUUCUUCGCAGUCUACUGGUGGUGCCCCUGCUCCUACUGGAGGUAUUGCCAUAAGUGUUGCUGGCGCAGCUGGUAUUUUGGCCCUGGCUCUUGCCCUGUAG